This is a messenger RNA of Aegilops tauschii subsp. strangulata, 1967 nucleotides long. RefSeq names its product putative wall-associated receptor kinase-like 16. Gene Ontology annotation, cellular component: plasma membrane. The record is from RefSeq and is a predicted model, not a curated record. Gene Ontology annotation, molecular function: ATP binding; protein serine/threonine kinase activity. Gene Ontology annotation, biological process: protein phosphorylation; cell surface receptor signaling pathway. Lineage: Eukaryota; Viridiplantae; Streptophyta; Magnoliopsida; Poales; Poaceae.
AUGACCAGCCUCGCGGAUCCGACCUGGCGCACCAACGCCGGUCGCACCGCCACGGAUCCGACCUGGCGCACUGACACCGGUCGCACCGUGCUCCGUCACGGCUUAUUCCCAACAAAACCAAAGAAGUUCUUUCUCAAUCGCCCCAGAGGUAUUGCAACUGGAACUGGAUGUGGCCUUGCCUCCAUAAUUAUUGCAGUCUGUGUAGUUGUAUUUGCCAACAAGUGGAAGAAAGGAAUCCAGAGAAGAAUCCGACAAGCACACUUCAAGAAAAACCAAGGCCUACUCUUGCAGCAGUUGAUCUCAGAUGAAAGCGCCACAAACAAAACAAAGAUAUUCUCCUUGGAGGAACUAGAGAAGGCCACCAACAACUUUGAUGCCGCUCGUGUUCUUGGUCGUGGAGGACAUGGUACAGUUUAUAAAGGGAUUCUAUCUGACCAAAGGGUGGUGGCUAUUAAAAAAUCCAAAAUUGUGGAGCAGACUGAGAUAGACCAGUUUAUCAAUGAGGUUGCUAUCUUAUCUCAAAUCAUUCAUCGCAAUGUGGUAAAGCUCUUUGGUUGUUGCCUCGAAUCCGAGGUGCCUUUGCUGGUGUACGAGUUCAUAUCUAAUGGUACAUUGCAUGACCUUCUUCACAUUGAUGUUAGUGCCAAAUGCUUGUUGUCAUGGGAUGACCGCAUUAGGAUUGCAGUAGAAACAACAGGAGCACUUGCUUAUCUGCACUCGGCUGCUGCAAUACCAAUUUUCCACAGAGACGUGAAAUCUUCUAACAUACUAUUGGAUAGCAGCUUCGGUACAAAGGUUUCUGACUUUGGUGCUUCAAGGUCACUUUCCCUCGAUGAGACUCAUGUGGUGACUAUUGUCCAAGGAACAUUUGGUUACCUAGACCCAGAGUAUUACCAUACCGGGGAGCUAACUGAAAAGAGUGAUGUGUAUAGUUUUGGAGUAAUACUUGUAGAACUUUUGACAAGAAAAAAGCCAAUUUUUAUCAAUGAUCUAGGUGCAAAACAGAACUUGUCCCAUUAUUUCGUUGAAGGAUUACAAGAGGGAGCGAUCAUGGAAAUAAUGGAUCCACAGGUUGUCAAAGAGGCAAACCCGGAAGAGAUUGAUGAUAUUCUCUCACUUGCAGAAGCUUGCUUGAGACUCAAAGGAAGAGACAGACCUGCUAUGAAAGAAGUAGAUAUGAGGUUGCAAUUCCUGAGAACGAAGAGGCUAAGAAAAUGCAAUAUUCUCCCAGCUAGUCAUGAAGAGAUUGAGCCUUUUUUAUGCCCAAAGGUUGGUAAUUCCGAUGCACCAAUGAAUGUUGUCAAUGCUGGUAAUUCAACAUCAAAAGGCACAUCUAGUUGCUAUAGUCUAGACCAAGAACUUUCAUCCUCGGUCACAUUGCCACGAUAAGUAUAUAUGUGCAGUAAUACAAUCGCGUCCUUCCUCGUAUUCAUUUGAAUUACCAUUUAUUUCCUGUGGUGUCAUGUUACAUAGUUCCCUUUAGACGAGAGUAUGUAAUGUAGCUCCGCUUCUUAAUAUUUGCAUAAUAUAUUUGUAGCUCAUGUCAAUUGUGUACAAUUACCUCACAUGUCAAUUGUGUACAAACGAAUAUGCUUGUAAUGAAUAACUUAAGGUACAUCAUUGUACUUGAGUUGCGAUGGUGGAGAAAAACAUAUUUGUAGCAUUUUCAAUAAAUUUUGUCUUAUCAAUUUGUCGUGGAUAUAAUCAUGACAAUAUAUACUACGAGGGUAGGAAUAUAGAGGCAAUCGUAUCUAGCAAAUAGUAUAGGUGCGAGUACACACACAAAAUUAUAUUAUUACGGGCCCUCCCAGUGGAGGUAAUACCCUACUCCUAUGGUGCUCUUAGAUCUUGGCAUAAUGUAUGAUGUUUUAAUGCUCAACCUUCAGCCCAGUGCUUCCCUCCCGGCUUAUAUAGGGUGCGCUAGGAGGUGGUACAUAAUGGUCAAGAGGUAUCCUAGGUAGCCGUUG